AUGAAAAAUUCCAGUGUUCCAGUGUUACCGAUUUAUUUUAAUGUAGCUGAGUAUUGUUUAUUUGGUAUAAUAGUUGGUGUUAUUGUAGGAAUUAUAGUUUAUUAUGUAUUCGUUAACAAUAAGUACAAUACAGUGUCUGGAUUUUUGUUUGGAGGAAAAAAUAUGUCUAUCAUUUCUAUAUCGUUGGCCCUUACAGCAAGUCACCUUACAAGCAUAACGUUACUCGGAGUUCCAGUCGAGAUAUAUCUGCGUGGUACUCAGUACUGGGCGUCGGCUUUAUCACUUAUCUUUGUCACUUUCUUAACAGCUGUAAUUUAUUUGCCAGUUUUUCACAGGCUGCAGUUGUCUUCGAGUUUUGAAUAUUUAGAAAUAAGGUUUUCGACUCACAUACGUACUAUAGCAGCGGUUCUGUUUGUUGUUAGUAAACUGAUGUUGCUGCCGAUUGUUCCCUACGUCCCACUAUUGGCUUUCAGAUUAGUAACUAACGCGGAAGCGAGCCGUAUUACUGCCGCUUUAUGCGUUGCUUGCUCGACAUUUAUAGCUGUGGGAGGUUUACGAGCAAUAGUUAGCAUCGGAAUAGUGACAACAUUUUUAGCAUUUGCCGGUACAGCGUUACCGAGUGGGCUGGCGUUACUGCCGAUGGGAUUCAAGAAAAUGUGGGAUGUCGCUAAUCAUGGCAGUAGACUGGUUUUAUACGACCCUGAUCCUGAAAUCGCUCACCACACAUCUUUCUUUGUUGUAACUUUAGCACUAAGUACAAACUGGUUGUGGAAGAUAGCACUAAGCCAGUCUUCAUUGCAGAAGUUAUUAGCCGUUCCUACCAUAAGCAAAGCCAGAAUAUGCCUUACAAUAUCCUGUUUUGGUGUAAUAUUAAUGAAACUGUUAUCUUGUUUCCUUGGACUAGUUUUGUACGCUUGGUUUGCUGGCUGUGAUCCAUUACUUACAGGACAAAUAAAAAAACACGAACAGCUGGUACCGCAUUUUUUAAAUAAUUUAUCAACGAUGUUUCCAGGAAUAUGUGGCAUCUUUAUUAUAUCUAUCUUUAGUGCAACAGCAUGUUGUAUUGCGUCUAUCAUUAAUUCAGUGUCUGGGGUUGUAUUUGAAGAAUUCAUAAGACCGUGGAUGCCAGAGAGUACAAAUGAAAUAGCUUGCUGUAGAAUUAUGAAGUUUCUCUGCAUAGUGGUUGGUCUUUACUGUGGAACUGUAAUAUGGUUAGUGCUGGAAUUAGACCGUCUGCAACAUGUAGCUUCGGGCGUUACUGGAGUUACAGCUGGAACACUGUUGGGCAUAUUUACUUUAGGGAUAGUCUUCUCAAGAGCAAAUUGUUCCGGUGCGUUAAGCGGCUGCCUCUUAAGUUUGCUACUCUGUGGCUGGCUUCUCGUGGGGGCUGAAAAUGCUUUAGCCACGGGGGCAUUAACCUUUCAGGGUAAACCGCUAGUAACGUCAGGAUGCGGCAAAACUAACUUUACGCAUAUUCUGAAUGUGACAACUAUUAUUCCUGUAGCAUUAAUGCCAAAGAAGCCGUUGCAGUCAUUGUUCCGUAUAUCUUUUACCUAUUGUCCAUUCGCUGGAGCUAUAACGGUUCUCCUCAUUGGAGUGCCCAUGAGCUAUCUCACAGGAAAAUCAAAAACCGAUUCAAUGAACCCAGACGUCUUUUGUCCUCUCACACAAAGCUUUUUACACAGACUUCCAGAUAGAAGUAAUUCAGUCUCCUUGGAACUUCGACCAGCUAAUACCCAGGAAGUCUACAUGGCUUUGGACGAAGCUUUGAAACAUUUGAAAGAAGUUAUAGAUAAGAAAUAA
Molecule: messenger RNA, 1803 nt
Organism: Danaus chrysippus (African queen)
Lineage: Eukaryota; Metazoa; Arthropoda; Insecta; Lepidoptera; Nymphalidae
Source: the annotation of a GenBank genome assembly